AUGCAGCGCCGUCGAGAGCCGGAAGAACUGAUCCCUCCUAGUGUAGACAAGGAUGACUGCCAGCGGACCGCAAUCGAAGGCCUGGGAGGUGUUGGAAAGACGCAGAUCGCGCUCGAGGCAGCUUUUUGCGUCAGCAACGCGCAUCCGGACUGCUCGGUCUUCUGGGUUCCCGCUGUGGAUGUUACUAGUUUUGAGAACGGAUAUCGUGCUAUCGGCCAGCAGCUCAAGGUACCCGGGACCGAUGAAGAGAAGGCAGACGUCAAAGCACUUGUCAAGGCAGCCUUGAGCCGUGAAAGUACCGGUAGCUGGCUUUUGAUCAUCGACAAUUCUGACGACAGGGAGCUUCUCUUUGGCGCUACUGCCCUCGCCGACUAUCUUCCAUUCAGCCGGAAAGGAUCUAUUCUGUUCACAACGCGAAAUCACGAAGUUGCGGUAAAGCUAGUCGGGCCUGAGAGUCACAUCAUCCCAGUCGAGGAAAUGAGCAGAGACGAGGCCCUUAAGCUGUUGCAGGAAUGGUUGAAGGGAGAUCAGAUGCGCGAUAUGACAAGCACUGACGCGCUGCUGGAAUUUCUUGCUAAUCUCCCUCUAGCGAUACGCCAGGCGUCUGCUUACAUGGCCGAGAAGCAGAUCUCGACUUCAGAGUACCUUGAGCUGUGCAAGUCCAGUGACGAGGAUAUGAUCGAGCUGUUAAGCCGGGACUUUGAGGACCGACAUCGAUAUAAGGGCAUCCAAAACCCUGUCGCCACAACUUGGCUGAUUUCGUUCCGGCACAUCUCAGAUCACGACCCGCUGGCAGCCGACUACCUCAGGUUUAUGUGCUUCCUAGCUGGGAAGGAUAUUCCGCAAGCUCUGCUGCCGCCGUCCGGGAGGCUAAAAACCAUUGACGCACUUGGGACUCUAAAGGCAUAUGCAUUCAUCUCACAGCACAAGGAGUCAGAUACUUACAACAUCCAUCGGCUAGUUCAAAUAUCGAUGCUCUCUUGGUUAGCUCAAAGUGGAGAGCAGGGGGAAUGGGCCGCCAAAGUGCUACAACGGCUUGCAGACGUGUUUCCUUCUCCAAAACACGAAAACAGAGAAGAAUGGAUACGGUAUCUCCCGCAUACACAGCGCGCUCUUGAGUUGCGGAAGAGCAUAGAAGACGGGGACGCACUGAUAGGUCUUAUAUUUAAUGUAGGUGACGGUCUUCACCAGUUAGGAAAAUAUGAAGAUGCGGAGCGGAUGCAUCGGCAGGCACUGGGGUUGAAGGAAAAGGUAUUGGGCAAGGAGCAUCCAGACACACUUAUCAGCAUGAACAACCUUUCGCUUGUACUCAGGAGCCAGGGGAAGAGCCAGGGGAAGUACGAGGAGGCCGAGCGGAUACACCGGCAGGAAUUAGGGUUGAGGGAAAACGUGUUAGGCAAGAGGUGGCCAGGCUCUAGCUGA
Molecule: messenger RNA, 1422 nt
Organism: Canariomyces notabilis
Lineage: Eukaryota; Fungi; Ascomycota; Sordariomycetes; Sordariales; Chaetomiaceae
Exons: 4
Coding region: 1-1422 (473 amino acids)
Molecular function (GO): protein binding; ADP binding
Source: RefSeq, a predicted model, not a curated record